AUGCUUGGAAACGGGUCAGGCUAUAGUCUUUCAUCGAUUAGUGCUUUUAGUUGGGUCUUGAAGAAUCCAGAUACGGGGCAGGACAAAACCUCAUUAACCUCGACUAUCACGUUUUCGGCCUACUUGAACACCAGCCUCGGCAACAUUACUGUUCUAGAUAUUCAGCUUGCGGGACGACAAAGCAAGAUCCUGGUUACUGACUAUAAGUUCGGUAACCGGAAUCUUCCCUAUUCGUCUACCGGGGAAUUUGCCUUCAAGACGUUGAAGAACUUGACAUUUGAGAUAUACGGCGCGUCUUCCAAAAUCAAGUAUACACAGGCUAAAGGCUCUACAAUCCUUCGGUUCUUAAAUGGGUACUUCUGGGCUCCGUUAAUAUCGAUAUAUCUAUCUCUAAAGCCCGAUCAAAGAUAUUCAUCCUCGGCCCGUAUCUGGUUCGCUCAGCGCCGAUUGGUCAUCAAGUUCUUUAAAACUACGACUUUGGAGGCUUUUGUCGGUGAUGUGCCUAUCAAGACAACCCAGUGGAAUACCCAACGCCUUGGGGCAACAAACACUCUCUACGGCUCUUAUACGGCUCAGAUUCCCGGUACAGAGUAUAGAUCACCUGGGUACAAUAAUUCAAGGUGGAUUGUUGCGAACGAAACCAGCUCGCUUAGCACUUAUACUCCCCUGACCUUACCAGUCCUUUUCAGCUCUGAUUAUAGCUACUAUACCGGAGCCAAAAUUUAUCGUGGCUACUUUGACGGCAACAAUCAGACCACUGUUAAUAUCACUGCCUCUGGUGGUCUUGCGUUUAGGUGGAAUGUGUGGCUUAACGGACAACUUAUCGGGGGCUAUCCAGGCGACCCUAACCUAACCACUUUAAAUAUAACCCUGAAGCUUCUAAUAUCACUUCUAAAGUCGAAAGAUAAUGUUCUCACAGUCUUAGUGGACUACUAUAGUUAUGAUGAGACCUCAACCGCUUAA
Messenger RNA from Penicillium subrubescens, 963 nucleotides. RefSeq lists its product as uncharacterized. NCBI's taxonomy places the organism in Eukaryota, Fungi, Ascomycota, Eurotiomycetes, Eurotiales, Aspergillaceae. The record is from RefSeq and is a predicted model, not a curated record. The transcript has 8 exons. Bases 1 to 963 code for a protein of 320 amino acids.